AUCUUCCUCGGAUGCCAAGGAUGAGGUUGUAGUGCGAUAAACUCCACUUGAGUGUGCAGCUGAGCCUUUUGCCUCUGAUUCAAGCUCGUCUACGUGCACAAAAGACAGCACGAGUUUAAUGAACGGACAGUGCUGGAGUUGCAGAGAGCCAGAAGGAGUUGCUGCCUGCUAACUACCGUAAACACGUCCGACCAAAGCCAAAAGAUGGCGAGGCAGUUAAAGUUGGUGUCAGCUGGCACAUCAGCCGCGUGCACGCAGUCAAUAUCAACGCCAUGACCAUGAAGCUCUCCCUCCGCCCGACCCUCACGUGGCAUGACCCGAGGAUCAACUUCACCGACGACCUGAAGGCGGACGACCCGAACGAGCUGGUGCCCCUCAGUCUGGAUUUCCUCCUGCACACCUGGAAGCCUGACCUCUUCUUCUUGGACACGCAGGACGUCAGGAAGUUUAGGAUGAUCGACGAGGUAGCCGGACUCUGGGUCAUGAGCAAUCGCACGUUCUAUCUGUCGUUUCAAGUGUUGUUGGUAAUCGAUUGUCCGAUGAAGUUUCAUUCGUAUCCCUUUGACGUCCAGAUAUGCGCCGUGACGAUGACAUCUUUCGAAUACGACGCAGAGGAACUGGAGAUUUUCUGGCUGCCCCAAAAAGUCACCUACUCGCGCCAUCUAUCGGACCAGCUGCCAGACUACGAGCUCAAAGUGUUGCCAGAAAGCUUGACUGAAUAUCACUGGUGCCAAGACUGCAUCGUCGAGCCUUCGUCAGCGGCGAAGAACAGCAUCAGAUUAUCUCGCAGAUAUCAUGGGCAUCUCUUCACCUUGUUCUUACCCUCUGUCUUAAUCGUGGCUGUGUCUUGGGCUUCGUUCUUCUGGCCAUCUAAAGUCAUACCCGCUCGAACAGGCUUGGCUGUCACGUCUCUUUUGACUACUGUGUCUAUGUAUGCCUCUGCCAGGUCAUCCAGUCCCAACACAGAUUACGUAAAGGCGAUUGAUGUUUGGUUCUUUGCUUGUAUAUUCAUCAAUGUCCUCGUUCUGUUCCAGUUCGGGACCGUGAUUACGUUGAAGCUAUACCAAGAGGCGGCAGAGAGUAAUUCUGUCACUCCAAUAUCUUCAAGUAAGCCUGGCUCGGCCGCCCCUUCGCUCCCCUCAGAAUCCCCGGCGGAGAAAUACGCGCGGUGGGAGUGUCAGGUUGAGCUUGUUUCGAAGGUCGGUCUGCCUCUUGCCUUCCUUGUCUUCAACCUCGUCUUCUGGAUCUGCUAUUUGCCGUGAUGCGUCUUCGUGCUUGGUCUGCGUUGUGUGCGGGCUUUAUUUUACUUAUU
Molecule: messenger RNA, 1312 nt
Organism: Penaeus chinensis
Lineage: Eukaryota; Metazoa; Arthropoda; Malacostraca; Decapoda; Penaeidae
Product: glycine receptor subunit alpha-1-like
Exons: 10
Coding region: 273-1262 (329 amino acids)
Biological process (GO): chemical synaptic transmission; nervous system process; chloride transmembrane transport
Cellular component (GO): synapse; membrane; neuron projection
Molecular function (GO): neurotransmitter receptor activity; transmembrane signaling receptor activity; chloride channel activity
Source: RefSeq, a predicted model, not a curated record